This is a messenger RNA of Ceraceosorus bombacis, 3981 nucleotides long. The record is from the annotation of a GenBank genome assembly. NCBI's taxonomy places the organism in Eukaryota, Fungi, Basidiomycota, Exobasidiomycetes, Ceraceosorales, Ceraceosoraceae.
AUGGGACCUCUCAAACCAAGAUCGGAAGCGCCCAAGGCACUGUCUCUGCCCAUGAGUAGUUCCUCUCACCAUGCGUCGUCGCCGUCUGGCAUUUCCUCGCCGUUUGCGGGACAGCUCUCGGCAGACGCAAUUGGCGCGCAAUCUCAAUCGCAGUCGGCAAUGACAAGACAAGGGUCUGCGAGUGGAGAAGAGGAGCACCUGUCCGAAAGAUUAGCAGCGCGGGCCCCUCGACCAGAAAGCGGCAGGAUACCCAGCGCAUCAACGAGCACGUCUAUCCCCACGCUCAAGAGUCAGCUGCCUCGAGGACAAGAGCAGAGACCUUUCUUCGCUUCUGCGAAUCAGGCAGUCUCCGCCGAUCGGAGGCAGUCUGACAGAGGGCCAGACACAGCUCCGGAUUACUUCGCAAUGUCAGCGACAGCAGUGCCGGCAAGCGCCACUGCGAAUGAGCAGUCAGGUUUGGUGCCACCCACGCCUGCUGGCGCAGCCAGGCCGUCGCACCCUUGGGCAUCUUUCUUGCCAAGUCAUGUCCCACAGACGCCGGGUGGCGUAACUCCCUUGGUGGUGCCCCCAGCAUCAUCCUCUGUCGGCUUCUUCGAGCAGCCAACGAAUAUGAAAACACAGAAGACCCCUCGUGCAGACGAGCUGGGAGCAUCGUCUUCCAGCGGCGCCACAGACGGUGGAACGACUCCGACUCUGCGCUUUCCCUCCGCAGCGCCCCUCAACUCACCUGCUGCGUCAGGUCCCAUCUCCGGAGCAAUCGGUGCCAGCGGCGAGCGCAGGACUGGCAAGUUAUCUGGAGCCUCGGCCUCUUCAGCGCGGACAGCUGCCUCUGCAGCUUCCUCCAUUCCUGCAGCGGACUUGACGCGAUUUACGGCUUUAGAUGCUUCGACUUUGGUAGAGCUCCUCAACGGAGGCGCUGGCGAAGUCGACGUCGAGCGCUCGCCGAGAGAGUCAAAUCCCACGAGCAAAGCUCGUCUGCGGCGGAGUUCGCGGAGCAGCUCUCCGGGUGGCGCGUCGUCCGCGUCUUCCACCACCGAUGGCGACGACGGUUCUACAUCUACGCUCAUUCUUGACAUUCGGCCUUCAACGUCUUUCAACUCGGCGAGGAUAGCUCGAAGUGUGAACGUCUGUGCUCCUUCCACGCUGCUCAAAAGACCGGCCAUGACAGUGGACCGCAUCGAGUCGGAAAUGCUCGGUUCCUCUCAGGACGCCAAGCGUUUCAAGCGGUGGCGGAAGGGUGUUCGCAAGUCUUCGCCCGAAGCGAUCAAUCAUGGAAGCGUGAGCGACGAUGAUAUUGAGGAGCCAGAUCGACCGCUGCGGCGCAUCGUGGUUGUUGAUACGGACACUCGCAGUCUAGGAGAAGCUGGUCGGCCUAAUACCGGUGGCGGCGGUGCAUGCUUGACUGGUCUUCUACGCAAGUUCGAUGCAGCAGGAUUCCAAGGAGAUUUAUGCUGGCUAGUCGGUGGCUUCACUGGCUUUGCCCAUACCGUCGGGCAGAGCAAGCAGGAGGACCACCGAGCUCUAUUGGAGAAUCGACCUCUUCGAGCUGAGUCAGCGACACCUGUCAAGAAAGCCCCUCCGCGCCUGGAGGGUCUGAUUCCCCCCGACGCUGAACGGACACGACGCUCUUCCGUGCCUCGUCUCCCCAGCGACAGCAGCAACGCUCAGCGCAGUCCUGAUUAUGGUGACGAGCAGCGACACUCGCUGGUGCAGCCUCGAGGGUUGCCUGCCGAAGCCUUCACCACUCGGAGUCUUGCUGGAUCUUGGAACAACGAGGCUGGUCAAAGGAGGAUGAGGGGCAUUGAAGCUUCGCAUUCGCAACCGGCUCAGCUCGGCGUGAAUCAAGGACAACGGCAACCUCAGGCUGUAAGUCGAGCAUACGUUGAACGCGGCUGCCAUAGGGCUUAGCUGACACGAAUUUGCAUUUUGGCCUCGUAGUCUGCCAAUCCGUUCUUCGACAACAUACGGCAGAAUCGGGAACUGGCUCAUGGUGUCACUGAGACUGUGCCGUUGGAUAUCCCACGUCUUUCUUCGGCUCAGCGAGACGCACUGCCGCCGUUCUUGCAACACCUGGCAGACCUCGACCCCAAAACGAGAGAACAAAAGUUGGCUGAGGACUUCUUCAACGUGGAGCGGGAUGAGCAGCAGCGACUUAUGCAGACCAUGCGGAAGCACGCUGCUGAAAGCUCAGUGGAUCCACGCAGUGCCGACGAUUCGCACUCUGGGGCAGAUUCUGUGGGGCCGUCAGGUCAGCAACCGAAAGAUCUGCCUGCCGCUCAAAGGCUGGCCUCACGACAUAGUGCUGUUUCUGGAGCCACUCCUCAUUACUUUCCCUUCAGCAUUGCAGCCGCUCUCGAGAGAGGCGCUGAAAACAGGUACAACAAUAUCUGGACCUACGAGCACAGUCGUGUGCGCGUAAGCGAGCCUCCAGCGGGGUGCACCGACUAUCUCAACGCCAGCUUCGUUGAACCUCUAAAUCGUUUCGGGAGUAGGAGACGAUACAUUGCCACUCAAGCACCACUGCCCAGCACCUUUGAAACCUUUUGGCUGGCUCUGUGGGAACAAAAUGUUCAUGUCAUUGCGAUGCUCACUCGGGAGCACGAGGCGGGCAGGGUACAGAGUCAUAUGUACUGGGGCAGCCAGCAUUACGGCUCGCAGCUCGAGGUUCGCUUGGUGUUUGAGGAAGCUCUCGAUGAGAAAGGCAAAUCGCUUGGGCCGCCUGCCAGCACUAACGACUGCAAGACAGAAGACGACAAGAAGGGCGGAAACCUGUUUCCUUCCAUGCACUCGGCGCAAGAGGACGCCGAAAAGGUGCACAUCAUCCGAAGGAUCCUUGAGCUCCAUCACCACGGUCGUAGUGAAAAGCGGGUCCUCACACAUCUGCAAUACGUGGCUUGGCCCGACUACCACAUUCCCGAGUCGCCGACUGGUCUGUUGAUCUUCAUGGAGCUCGCCGCGUCUGCUCAAAAUAUGCAGGAUAACGUUGGUCCCCUUCUCGUACACUGUUCUGCUGGAGUUGGCAGAACAGGGACUUAUAUUGUCAUAGAUUCGGUGCUCGAUGUGCUGCGUCGGAGGCGCCCUGAAGCAGCAGGCAAGGCGCCUCUGCCAGCGUGGCAAAAUCGCGCUGAUGCUGGCUCUACUGGCCUGCACACCAACAGCUCGUCUUCCAGUGGAAGCACGUAUGGAAACAUCGUCGGCCGCGAUGGCGACUACUUUUCCUCGAAACGUGUGCCGCGCAAAUCACUCAAGCGGGAGCUUUCACCCUCAGACAUGGACGUUGAUCAGGCUGCGGAAUCGGUCACUUCCAACGGCGAACGUCGAAGUGAUCUUUCGAGCCCGCCACCCAUGCGCCGAUCUCGCUCGGACGCCGACAGCGUGGAGAGCGAAGCUCAUUCCAUAUCGGGCCUGAGCAGCUCUGGCGGUCCCAGCAGCAGCAGCAGCAGCAGCUCCUCUGCAGGCAGCGCUGCAGGAGCCAGUUUCCUUGCCAUGACACCGGACGCUUCAAGGAGACCGAGCGAAGCCCAAAGUGGCAUGGACACGCCUUCCAGAGCUAUGCGCAGCCUUCACAUUGCUGUAGAUUCAUCGUCCUCGGCUUCCCCUGGCCCCAAUAACUUGCUUCGGUCCGCCGCGCAAGCAUCCGCCUCACAAUCACACUCCAACGAUCCGUUCAACGAAGCAAGUUCAAGUCCCAACCCUUUCUCCACGCAAUCAGUCCGACACUCGAAUGUAGAGGCAGCUUCAACUUCGCCCAAGUCAAACUCGUUCGUCUUACCUGAUUCCGCCAGUCAAGACUCCAUUGCCACAACAGAUUCUCAAACCUCAGACGCCGCGAUCGGCGAGACGGAUCUCAUCCAAAGCGCUGUUGGCGUGGUUCGAGAGCAACGGAUGAGCUCGGUGCAGACCACUCGGCAAUUCGUCUUCACCUACUCUGCCGUGCUCGCCGGCUUGCUCCGAGAACUCGACGCCGAAGCCGCUUCAUGA